CCCUCCCUCCCUCCGGCGGCUGCCGCGGAGCCGUUACCUGCGGCGGGGGCCGCGCCGCCCGCCCCCGCCCCGAUGCGGAGGCGAAGCGCCCGAACGGAGUCCGGUGCAGCAAUGCUGAGUGCCGAUAACCCUGUGAAGCUGAAAAGUGAUUGUUCACCUCCUGUGCAAUGGUGUAAGGAGGCUGCACAGAAAGAUGAGAAGACCGAGCUGGUUUUUAAAAGGUACUCGCAAACUUCUUGCACUGUUUGUGAUUGGAGGGUGCUUCCUUUAUAUCCUCAAAUUACAUUUUGGCCCUGAAGAAUGUGACAGAACAAAAAUGCCAUAUGUGGACCUUGAUCGUGUAAAGAGGGCACAGCACUACGCCAGCGCCGCGUUGCGGGAGCAGUGCCGCCCGUCGUACGCCAAGAAAGCGAUGGGGAAGUUAUUUGCAGAGAAAUACAGCAUGGACAUAUCUCCCUUUGUAAAAAAAAAUAUAAACGAAGAUGAAGCUUUAUUUAAAUACGAACCUCCUUUUGGAUUUCACAAGUUCUUUGAUAAGCUGAAAAAUCUCCUUGAACUCUUACCUGAACAUGAUUUACCGGAAGAUUUGAAGUCAAAACACUGUAAGCGUUGUGUUGUUGUUGGCAGUGGUGGAAUUCUUCAUGGAUCAGAGCUGGGUCACUUACUAAAUCAGUUUGAUAUUGUUAUAAGGUUAAAUGAUGCGCCAGUUCAAGGAUACACAGAUCAUGUUGGCAACAAAACUACUAUAAGGAUGACUUACCCAGAAGGAGCCCCCCUUUCUGAACAGGAGUACCCUCCUGCAAGCUUGUUUGUGGCUGUUUUGUUUAAAAGUGUGGAUUUCAACUGGCUCCAAGCAAUGGUGAAAAAUGAAACAUUGCCCAUGUGGGUGCGACUCUUCUUUUGGAAGGAGGUUGCUGAGAAGAUUCCUUUUACAUCAAAGCAGUUUCGGAUUCUGAAUCCAGUCAUCAUCAAAGAGACAGCUUUGGACAUUUUACAGUUCCCUGAACCUCGAUCAAAAUUCUGGGGUUGGGAUAAGAAUGUACCAACAAUUGGGGUCACAGCAGUUGUUCUGGCCACACAUUUAUGUGAUGAAGUGAGCUUAGCAGGAUUUGGAUAUGACCUCAAUCAACCCAGCACACCUUUGCACUACUACAACAACCUCUGCAUGGCUGCCAUGAACGGACAAACUAUGCACAAUGUGACAAGUGAAACAAAAUUCCUGCAAAAACUGAUCAAAGAAAAAGUUGUCAAAGACCUCACCGGUGGGAUACAUUGUGAAUUCUGCAGCAAAGACAGCUAGUGAUUGAAAUGAGGCACGGUUUGGAUUUGUUACAUUUCCAGAGGUUCAGCUGGAACAAUCUUUUCACUGUCUUAAGUUAGUAAUUUAAAACGUGUAUGAAACGGACGUGGAAUCUCUGCUGCCUUUUUAAAUGUCAGGUUUUUUGGACUCAUAAAUUUAUUUUGAUGUCAGAUUUUACUUUGCACAUUUUUGUGGAUAAUUAUGUAACGGCAACUUAGAGUUGAAAGAGAUCCAUUUAAAAUAUUUAAUGUUUUAAAUUGUCUGAAGUAAAGUGGAGUUUGUUUUCAGGUGUCUGUGGUACACACAACACUAACCUGAGUUGUCUAACAGCAUUCAAGAGUUAUUUUCCACUGAACCAGUGUCUUUGUUGGUGCAAUUCUUGGUGUAGGACUCCUUUUCAUGCAUGCCAUGAAAAGAAACGUGUAUGCAUCUCAGGUCUUUCAUUUCUUGCAGCUUGAGUGUUGUGUUUCCCCCUCAAAUGUUAAUAUCCUUUUGGUGUUGUGCUUAUUUUUUUGGGGGUGGAGGAGAAACGUGGGAGUGGAGGCAAAGGAAAAGGAAUUGUUGUGGCAACAACUGAAUAGUAAGUACUCUGUUCCUGAUUGAUAUUAAAAUCAUUGAUGCAUUAAUGUAUUGGGUUAGCAUCCUGCUUUAUUAUGAGGCAUGUGUGGACCCAGAGUGCACUACAGGAGGAUUUAGUCAAUAGGAGACUUUCAGCUGAAUCUUCUGUCAUUUCCUUUCUGUGAGACCCAGAUGAAUGUUUCUGUUGAGCUGAUUUGCAGCAGAGUUCAGCUACUCCCAUUAAAGAAGAGGCAUUAAUACAAAAUAUGCCCUUUAAAUUUUUUUUUUGAGUGACUUUAGAAUUUCUGGUUCUAUAAAACACUGGUUUGCAUAGAUCUUCCAUUUAGCAAUAACAGAAUCUAUGCCUAGGUUAAAAUGUCCAUUGGUUUACUUAAUGAUCCUUAAGUAAUCAAUUACAGAUAUUGUAACCUCAGUAGUUUACAAUGAUGAUAACCCUUAUGAACUCUAGUUCUGGUGUUGACUGUUUAAUUGAAGGGAGAGGUAGAGUUGUUGGUUUUCAAGGAUCAGCUUUUAAGUCAGCAGUUGUGGGUGAGUGUGUGUAAGUUAGGAAGGAAAUCACUUUGAGAAAGUAGUAUGGUCUUGUAGCAAGGUAGGGAAGCACUGAAAGCAGCAUGCUUUAGAAGAAACCAAAAUGAUGCAGAUAAAUGUUCUUGUGACUGGAAAUCAGUGCAUUGCAAAAAAACUGGACUGUGCAAAUUUGCCAGCAGGUUUGGUGUUUAUUUUCAUUUCACUAGCAGACUAGUAAGUGUGACUCUUUGCACUGAGUAGUGUGUUACUCUGUCUACAGUAUGUGCAGAAUGCUUUUUCUGGGGAAUGAAUUGUUAGCAAAUUGAUCAAAGAUUGGCUUAGAAGCAUUAUUGGUGGUCAUGGACUCUCCACAUGGUGAACAUUCACACUUUCUUUUUGUUAGGGGGCUAAGACAUGAAAUUACUUGUAAUUUUACAUCUUAAAUAUACUUGGGAAAGCAAGAGUAGGAUGGCUGGGGGUUUGUUGUGGUGUGGAUUGUUUUCUUUUUGUUUGUUUGUUUCUUCCCCAUACAGAGAAGUUCUAAUGAAUUGUAAUGUUAGGACACAGGAGCAGCAGACUGGUUCUGGCCAUUAUAUGAUAAAGGCAGCAAUAAAAUGACAUAAAGCAUAACUCUGAAGAAAGGUGUGGCCCUCACCUUUUGGACGUCCCAUGUAGCUGCAUGUCCUUGAAAGCCAGUUGUGGGUGAUGAACAAUUUGAAAAUCAGAUUCUUGUCUGUGGCACUGCUUGUGUUUAUAGCAAUAAUAUUAACUUAACUUCUCCUCCUCCAUGAAACACAUUAAUUUUUGUACUAGCAAUAAAUUUCUAGGCUGUUUUUCAUGUAAGUAUAAUUAUGAUAUUGUUUAAUUUAAAAGUAUUUCAUGUGUGAAGAGUUUUAUACAUAGUCUUUUAGUUAAUAUAUUAAAAUAUGCUAAUUAUUUUCUCCUCGUAUUUAAACUGGAAGCAAAGUACCUGAAUUUAAUUGGGUAUUAGUGGAAUUUUGGAAGAUUUCAGAACAUGUAUGUUGGGAGGACAUCAUGAAUACACCAAGAGUACAUGUUUCAGAGCACUUGCUCCUUUACCAGUUUGCUUUUCUGAGUAACUUUGAAAUAGUCACUUUAUUAAUGUAAGUGCCAAUAGCUUUUUUGGAGAUGCUGUACUUACUGUCAGAUUCUCAAGUUAUGUUGCUGUAGGAUUAGGUUGUUUUCCCAGCAGUUUUAUGGCUUGUGAUAAAACCUUGUUCUCUGUGGUAGUGUGUACUGCAUUGAAUAUACCUGCACAGACUCAACCAUCCAUGAAAUGGCAGCAAAGUUCAGGUUGCAAAAAGCAAUAAACUGAUGAAACCACUUUCUACCUAUG
Molecule: messenger RNA, 3743 nt
Organism: Calypte anna (Anna's hummingbird)
Lineage: Eukaryota; Metazoa; Chordata; Aves; Apodiformes; Trochilidae
Gene: ST3GAL5
Product: ST3 beta-galactoside alpha-2,3-sialyltransferase 5
Exons: 7
Coding region: 194-1300 (368 amino acids)
Molecular function (GO): lactosylceramide alpha-2,3-sialyltransferase activity
Source: RefSeq, a predicted model, not a curated record